CAUGCAGAGUUGCCUCCACCCUUUCAGCCCUUAAACAGGGGGGCUCACUACGACCACCCCAUCACGUGGCUGCUCCUCUGCAAAGCCAGCGAUGCUGAGACUGCGCUCAGAGAUGAGGAGUUGCUGCUCCUGCGCGUAAAGGAAGAGAAAGUUAUGGCAGGGGCAUCCUCCUCGGAGCACAGCACAGCGUCCCGCAUUAGUUUGUGCCACAGUCCCGCACCGGGAGCGCGCAUCGCCUUUCAGACACGCGAGAAAUCCCCGUCACGCAGCCAGGCAGAUCAAUCUUAGUGAGGGGGGAAAAAUUCGUUGGAAGUGAAGUGAGUCGGGCGACGACAGGGGAGGGAAACUACAGAAGUGAGUGAGGGGCGCAAUGUAAGAGGCCUGCCAAGGAAAGAUAACCGACCCGCAGAUACGCACGGUGUGAAGCUGAUCUGGUUGCAGCCAUAGUUCCAAGUGCUCUUCACUAACCCUUAGAAUGACACUAUAGGACUUCUGAAUCCUUUCUUCACCUGCAGUGCCUUCAGGGAUUAUACAAAGACAGCAUUACAGUGAAAUCAAGGCCAUCAUGAAUCUGUUUGGGAGAGAUGCAAUGAACACAAAGAAGAAGGGGAAAGAAAUACAGUAUGAGGACCCUCCAGAUGGAGGCUGGGGCUGGAUGGUGGUUCUCCACUGCUUCCUGGUAAAUGUCCUUGUGAUGGGAACGCUAAAAAGUUUUGGGAUCUUCUUUGUGGCCUUCCAAGAUGAGUUUGGAGGCUCAGCAGAGAGCAUCAGCUGGAUAGGUUCCAUCAUGUCUAGUUUACGUCUGUCUGGAGCACCCAUCGCCUCUGUGGCCUGUGCUAAGCUGGGACCGAGGGUGACCUCAAUCUCUGGGGCAGUGCUAGUUAGUGGAGGCUUCAUCAUAAGCAUCUUUGCCAGCAGUGUGGUAUACCUCUACAUCAGCAUGGGAGUUGUAGUCGGAAUGGGAUUUGCACUACUAUAUCAAUCAUUUUCAGUGAUAACAGCGCUGUACUUCAGAAAACGGCUGGCGACUGCAUAUGCCAUUGGCCGAUCUGGAAUGGGUUUGACCUUCGCCUUGGCUCCAUUCACCCAGCUGCUUCUGGACCAGUAUGCUUGGCAAGGUGCAAUGCUGAUUCUCGGAGGCCUCAUGCUGAACUUAGUAGCCUCUGGGAUGCUUCUGAGACCCAUCAAUGUGAAGCCCCCUGUUUCAAACUCCACUUCUUUGCCCAUCCAAAAGAGCCCAGCCAUUUCCCUAAAGAGCUCCACGGAGAAGGAAUAUCCAAAAAGCUGCAUGAGUAGAUCUCCUGCGUUAUCCAAUGGUGUCUCCAAAUCAGACUCUCUCUUAUCAAACAGUGACGAUGAAAAAUUGAGAGGACAAUGUGUUGAUGGACAAGGGAGCCAGUCAAUGAACCCUGAAUUGACUAGACUAGUCCUCAGUAACACAAAUGGUCACGACCCCCAACAGGACUCUGGUCAGUGUAAGCCUGCAACCCCAGACAGCCCAGCUGAGAUGAAUGGCAGCAUGACUCGGCCUACGACCAUUGGAGUUCCCUUACAGCCCAGUGUGCCUACAGAGGUUGCAGCCACAAAAGGCAAAGUGUUGGAUUUCACCUUGCUGAAGGACCCAUUCUUCUGCAUCUACACUUGGUCCUUGGUGUUCAGUCAACUGGCCUACUUCAUCCCGUACUUCCAUCUCUCUGCCAGGGCCAGAAAUCUGGGAAUUGAUGCCAUGGAUGCUUCCUUCAUUAUAUCUGUAGCAGGUAUCACAGAGACCAUUGCCCAGUUGGCGUCGGGUUGGGUGACAGACAAGAACCUGUUUCAUAAAUAUCACUUCCACAAAGCCUACCUGAUCCUCUGUGGCCUGGUCAAUAUGCUCUCCCCAUUGGCCACCUCCUAUAUACUACUGAUGGUGUAUGCUGUCUUCUUUGCUAUCUUCUGUGGGGGCUACAUGGCUCUGCUGCUACCUGUUCUGGUCGAUCUUGUUGGGUCAGAGAAACUCAAUAACUCCAUGGGUUUCUCCAUGUUCUUUGUUGGCUUGGGUUGCCUCACUGGGCCUCCACUAGCAGGUUUUCUAUAUGACUACACACAAACGUAUGACUGUUCUUUCUACCUGGCGGGCCUCUGCUACCUACUUUCCUCCCUCUCCUUGUUCAUGGAGCCACUUGCUCAGCGCUGGAAGGCCAAGAAAAAGCUUUCUCAGAACCAGAGAGCAGAAAGCAGCUGUAAGAUUAAUGGCUGCUUCACCCCUGACAACCUGCAGAAUGGCGCUGUGUAAGACUCCAGAAGCACAGACCUGUGUUGGCUGGACCCUGAACUCUCACCUGAAGCCGGGACCUGGACCAUUACGUUCAGCAAACACCUGAUACCAGCAUCACAGUUACACAAGAACAUACAAUAGUCUGAAUAUUUGAUUAUACAGAACUUAUAAAAAGCCAAAAGUCUUGUGUUCUGCAAGAGUUUUUUUAUCAGAGUCACAAACAUCCCAUCUGAAGGUAAUCCAGCACACAAAGGAACAAUAAAUCCUACUUCCCGAUGCACCAACUAAACUAAACACUGCAGAGUGAGGAACCAAGCCUACAUCAUGACUCUAAGGAUUGUUUUUCUUCCAUCAAUAGAAGCUCAUAUCCAGGAGGAGGUGUGCUGCAUCUGGUGUGUUAAGUAGCAUUUAUACGUAUGUAAAAUCCCGUUCUCACUGACACGCACUUUGGGCCAAGGUAUGGUUAUGCUGCAUGACUUCAAACUGCCAAUGAGCCAAAAUACUCAGCAUCCCCUCCACUGUAUCCUGCUCCUACUGUAUGUCCCACUGAUUUAUUGUGCAUGAAGCCAAAUAAAAGCACAUAGGAGGAUAAA
Molecule: messenger RNA, 2847 nt
Organism: Cyprinodon tularosa
Lineage: Eukaryota; Metazoa; Chordata; Actinopteri; Cyprinodontiformes; Cyprinodontidae
Gene: slc16a4
Product: solute carrier family 16 member 4
Exons: 11
Coding region: 566-2272 (568 amino acids)
Biological process (GO): transmembrane transport; monocarboxylic acid transport
Molecular function (GO): monocarboxylic acid transmembrane transporter activity
Source: RefSeq, a predicted model, not a curated record